Molecule: messenger RNA, 8385 nt
Organism: Chlorocebus sabaeus (green monkey)
Lineage: Eukaryota; Metazoa; Chordata; Mammalia; Primates; Cercopithecidae
Gene: DENND1B
Product: DENN domain containing 1B
Biological process (GO): endocytosis; T cell receptor signaling pathway; endocytic recycling
Cellular component (GO): intracellular membrane-bounded organelle; cytosol; nuclear speck
Molecular function (GO): phosphatidylinositol phosphate binding; guanyl-nucleotide exchange factor activity
Source: RefSeq, a predicted model, not a curated record
CUCCCGGCGACUUCCUGAUUUGCAGAAGGUGCAGGAGCCGCAGCGGGCGGCCCCGGUCGCAGGAACUGAAAGGCCUCAGCUUUGGUGGCGGCUACCGGCGGAGACGGGGGCGGCGGCCACGCCGCCGCUGCUGUCACAGAAAGGCUCUGGUGGGUGGGGUGGGAGGCGGGGAAGUGCCGGGGGCGCAGCCAACAUGGGCCCGCCGCCGCCGCUGCUGCUGUGAGCAGCCUCCUUCCCGGUGGGGCCGCCGGCGUGGGCGGGGGCGGCGCGACCCUCGCGCGGCCGGGCUGCGGGCUUCCAGGCCAGCGCGCGGGGGCCGGACGGACAGCCCCACACCGACAUGUAACCAUGGACUGCAGGAUCAAGGCAAAUCCAGACAGAACCUUUGACUUGGUGUUGAAAGUGAAAUGUCAUGCCUCUGAAAAUGAAGAUCCUGUGGUAUUGUGGAAAUUCCCAGAGGACUUUGGAGACCAGGAAAUACUACAGAGUGUGCCAAAGUUCUGUUUUCCCUUUGACGUUGAAAGGGUGUCUCAGAAUCAAGUUGGACAGCACUUUACCUUUGUACUGACAGACAUUGAAAGUAAACAGAGAUUUGGAUUCUGCAGACUCACGUCAGGAGGCACAAUUUGUUUAUGCAUCCUUAGUUACCUUCCCUGGUUUGAAGUGUAUUACAAGCUUCUAAAUACUCUUGCAGAUUACUUGGCUAAGGAACUGGAAAAUGAUUUGAAUGAAACUCUCAAAUCACUGUAUAACCACCCAGUACCAAAGGCAAAUACUCCUGUAAAUUUGAGUGUGAACCAAGAGAUAUUUAUUGCCUGUGAGCAAGUUCUGAAAGAUCAGCCUGCUCUAAUACCGCAUUCCUACUUCAUUGCUCCUGAUGUAACUGGACUCCCAACAAUACCUGAGAGUAGAAAUCUUACAGAAUAUUUUGUUGCCGUGGAUGUGAACAACAUGCUGCAGCUGUAUGCCAGUAUGCUGCAUGAAAGGCGCAUCGUGAUUACCUCGAGCAAAUUAAGCACUUUAACUGCCUGUAUCCAUGGAUCAGCUGCUCUUCUAUACCCAAUGUAUUGGCAACACAUAUACAUCCCAGUGCUUCCUCCACACCUGCUGGACUACUGCUGUGCCCCAAUGCCAUACCUGAUUGGAAUACACUCCAGCCUCAUAGAGAGAGUGAAAAAUAAAUCAUUGGAAGAUGUUGUUAUGUUAAAUGUUGAUACAAACACAUUAGAAUCACCAUUUAGUGACUUGAACAACCUACCAAGUGAUGUGGUCUCGGCCUUGAAAAAUAAACUGAAGAAGCAGUCUACAGCUACGGGUGAUGGAGUAGCUAGGGCCUUUCUUAGAGCACAGGCUGCUUUGUUUGGAUCCUACAGAGAUGCACUGAGAUACAAACCUGGUGAGCCCAUCACUUUCUGUGAGGAGAGUUUUGUAAAGCACCGCUCAAGCGUGAUGAAACAGUUCCUGGAAACUGCAGUUAACCUCCAGCUUUUUAAGCAGUUUAUCGAUGGUCGACUGGCAAAACUAAAUGCAGGAAGGGGUUUCUCUGAUGUAUUUGAAGAAGAGAUCACUUCAGGUGGCUUUUGUGGAGGGAACCCGAGGUCAUAUCAACAAUGGGUUCAUACAGUCAAGAAAGGAGGUGCACUAUUCAACACAGCAAUGACCAAAGCAACCCCUGCUGUACGGACAGCAUAUAAAUUUGCAAAAAAUCAUGCAAAGCUGGGACUAAAGGAAGUGAAGAGUAAACUAAAACACAAGGAAAAUGAUGAAGAUUAUGGAACCUGUUCUAGUUCUGUACAAUAUACACCAGUUUACAAAUUACACAAUGAAAAGGGAGGAAACUCAGAAAAGCGUAAGCUUGCUCAGGCACGCUUAAAAAGGCCUCUUAAGAGCCUUGACGGUGCUCUCUAUGAUGAUGAUGAUGAUGAUGAUGAUGAUGAUAUUGAAAGAGCAAGCAAGUUAUCUUCUGAAGAUGGUGAAGAAGCUUCUGCUUAUCUUUAUGAGAGUGAUGACUCUGUUGAAACAAGAGUGAAGACUCCUUACUCAGGUGAAAUGGACUUACUAGGAGAGAUUCUUGAUACAUUGAGCACACACAGCUCAGAUCAGGGGAAGCUGGCAGCUGCAAAGAGCUUGGAUUUCUUUAGAUCAAUGGAUGACAUUGAUUAUAAACCUACGAAUAAAUCUAAUGCUCCUAGUGAGAAUAACCUGGCUUUCCUCUGCAGUGGUUCUGGUGACCAACCAGAGUGGAAUCUUGGACAAGAUGAUAGUGCCCUCCAUGGCAAACACCUCCCUCCAUCUCCCAGGAAGCGGGUUUCCUCUAGUGGUUUGACAGAUUCUCUGUUUAUCCUGAAAGAAGAAAACAGUGAGAAGCACCUCAGUGCUGACAAUGUGAGUGACCCUGCUUCAGGAUUGGAUUUCCAACUCACUUCCCCUGAAGUUUCCCAGACUGAUAAAGGAAAAAGAGAAAACAGGGAAACGCUAACCCAGAUUUCAGAUGAUCUGCUUAUACCUGGUCUUGGGCGGCAUUCAUCGACUUUUGUUCCUUGGGAGAAAGAAGGGAAAGAAGCCAAAGAAACUUCAGAAGAUAUUGGACUGCUCCAUGAAGUAGUAUCAUUAUGUCAUAUGACAUCUGACUUCCAACAAAGCUUGAACAUUUCAGACAAAAACACAAAUGGAAACCAAGCUUAAAUCUUGCAUCCAAGCUUCUAUGGAGACAUUCUGAGAUUCAAUGCAAUCUGUAUCAUAAACAGAAUGAUUUGUAGGAAUGGCAACUCUUACUAUUUAAUUUUUUUUUUUUUUGCAUUUGGAACACUUUCCUCACUUGUUCAUUUUGAGGAUAUAUGAAAUGCAUUGAUUUUUAAAUAUAAAGCGAAUUCUACUGUGCUUUUAAAUCAGGUACUAGUGUGUAUGUAUGUUAAAAGUAUGUAUUGAACGUAAGAUUUCCCAGUGUUUGGUGCUUAAUGCCGUUCAUUUUAUUUAAACUAAGUAUGCAUAUAUAACCCAUGCACAUAACCAGUAGCUACUAUACUAAUCUGGUUGAGCAUGAACUCAUCAAGAUAUCAAAACUUAUCAAAACUAGCCUGAAACUGAUGAAACUGUUAACCCACUAAUUGCCUUAAUCUUAAAGCUGUAUUAAGCAUACUUAAAUAAUGUAUGAAAGUGUGUGUAAAGUUUGAAAGAUAAGUUAUUAGUGUUCUGCAGAGCAAUAAUGCCUUUUUCUGUUCAUCAAAUCAAGGUCAAAAUUCAUCUUUUCAAGAUUAAAAAGCUCUUAUGGAAAUACUUAAUUUGCUUAUAAAAGCACUGUAGCUGUGUUUUCCAAUAAGUAUAAAAGUAUACAUUUACCUUUCAUUCAGUGAAAUAUAGGAAGUACUGAAUUUCAAUGUGAAGUUAAUGACUUCUGUUUACAAAUGAGACACUCUAACAAGUUCUCACAGUCUCUCUGUAUGCCUUUGCUAUUUAGGGGCCCACCCCAAGAAAGCCAAAUACAACAUAAACUGUCCUGACCAAAAAAAAAAAAAAUCUUUUUUAACUAAUAAUUCUCUAUCAAAAUGCUUGAUAUCAUCAUCUCAAAUUUAGUUUUUAAAAUAAUUGACUUUGUAUUUUAGAAGUUUUAGAUUUACAGAAAAAUUGCAAAGAUAGUACAGAGAGUUCCCAUCUACCCCUGUUAUUAACAUCUUACGCUACUAUGGUACAUUUGCCCCAAUUAAUGAACCAAUAUUGAUAGUCCAUACUUUAUUCAAAUUUUCUUAGUUUUCUCCUAAUAUCCAUUUUCCACAUCAAGAUCCUGUUCAGAAUUCCACAUUAUAUUGAGUUGGAAUGUCUCCUUAGGCUCCUCUUGCCUGUGACAGUUUCUUAGACUUUGCUUAUUUUUGAUAACAUUGACAGCUUUGAAGAGUACUGUCAGAUAAAUUGUAGCUUGCUCCUCUCUUGGAGUUUAUUGGAUAUUUUUUUCAUGAUUAGACUGGGAUUAUGGGUUUUGAGGAGAUGAUCACAGAAGUAAAGUGCCAUUUUCAUCAGGUCAUAUCAAGGAUAUGUACUGUCAACAUGAUGUGUGAAUGCUGACUCGGAGCUUGAUAACCUGGCUGAGGUGGUAGCGUUUGUCACUCUAAAGUUCUUCCUGCCCUUUCCAUGCUGUCGUUUUUGAAGGAAGUCACUACAUGCAGGAGUGAGGAGUCAUAAUUCCCGUUCUUUAGGGCAGAGAAGUAUCUACAUAAAUUAUUGGGAAUUCUGUAUAGAAAAUUUGUUUCUUCUUUCUCAGAUUCACUGUUGAGCUUUGGAAUUCGUCUGAGAAGGAAUCAUGUACUGAUGACUUCAUGAUAGACUGGAUUAACAGGUAGAAUCAGGGAGAAAAGCAGUGACAGUAUGGUUAAAUUGUUAUUAGCAUUUUCAGUAUAUCGACUCUAUACAUGAUUUUUUUUACAUUUCUUUUUAGAAAAUAUGUUCAAGAAAUCAUUACAACAUUACAAAAACAAAAUACUUUCAAGAAACCAUUAAAGAACCCCAAUAAGACUAUAUUCUAAAUAUUUAUUGAAAGAAUAUAAUUUCAGUUAAAAUCCAAGAAGAGGGUUUGAAAUAAUUUAAAGAAAAUGACCAAGUUUCUUUAAAACCUAUGUUUCAAAAUCUAAAUGGAUAUGUGUUAUUUGGGACACUUAUUCAUUAUGAAUAAGAAGACAAGUCUUGUUUCCCUUAUAAGUAUGGACUGUAUACAUUAAGGAAAACAAUGUUUAAUCCUUAUUUUUUAAUACAAAAGGCUGAAGGUUCUUGUCAAAUGUUGCCUUUAUAAGCUUAUUACAAAAUUAUAACUUACUUUACUGAGGUUUAUAAUGGAAGAAGUCCAUAUAGCAAAAGAGCUGUUUUAAAUCAAGGAAAGAAGGUUACUCUGGUUGUUAAUGUGCUUGGCAAAUAUUCCUUCAUAAUUUGUGAAAAGAAUGCAAAUCAGCCUUUUAAUAUGAAUUUUGAAAUGAGGUACAGUUUCUUGUUUUGUUUUUUCAGAACUCAGUCUGAAGAAUAAGUGUAGCAUAGGUCAAAUUUGGUUUUUAGUCCAUUUGCUUAAUCGACAUCAUGGCUUCAGAAAUCCAAAUUUUGUGCUACUUUUCAGCCACCUUUCAAGGUGUUUGGUUAUAAUACUGUGUUGUUUUGAGGAUAUUUAGCCACUCAUAAAUAAUUGUCUCAAGGUAUUUAAAAGUGAUUUGUGCCUUAUUUUGAUGCAAAAUUAGUGGUUUUAUUCUGUUUUAAAAGCAAAAGCAGAAAAAAAAAUUCUGCAUGUUAUUCUUAAAAUUAUCCAGAAUAAUACUACCAAAUAUUUGUAUUUCAAACCAGUUCAAAGUCUGCUCUUAAACUUAGACUUCCUAGUAUUAUGGUGGAUAUAGUGAGAAUGAAGUUAAAUUGGGGUGAGUUCCAAAAUAAAGGAAAGUGUUAUCUUAUAUUCUACAGUGCCCAUAUUUUCUAUAGUAACUAAACCAAAUAUUUGUAAGCUCCUCUGCUUUUUGAAAUUAUUUUUCAAAGAAGCAACAUCUGUUGUAUAACAGAAUUGUAUAAACUAAAAGACUUCUGGCGUUAGUACAUAGUCUUUAUCUGGCCUGUAAUAGAGUCAUGGUUCUUUCUGAAUCCCACUCUCACCUUUUUCUUUUUACCCUUACAUAUUGCAUCCGUGAUAUUUCAGGGGUAUAGAGAAAUAAUAGUAUUGGAAUUUAGGAGCUGUUUUUUUUAAGUGAAAAUAUUACUAAGUGGUAUAUUUUGAUGAUUAUCUACUUUAGCAUGUCUUAGAAAAGCAGCAAAAUAUAGCAUGAUUGUUUUUUCAGUUAAUUAAAAUUCAUUAAUAACAUGUUCAUUUAAAAACUAUUCAUUGCUUUUUGUACCAGUCAUAUGCAGGGUACAGUAACUGAGGAUGUGGGGAAUAAAAUAACUGACAUAGCCCCUGCUCUGAAGGAACAAAUUAAAAGGAAAAGGAAUUGCAAAUUUGUAUUAAAAUAAUGAUAAUAAUAUGCUUUGCCUGGAAGUUAUUAGCUGAGAUUCUAACAUACACAUACAAAGUAUUUUAAAAACAAAAACAAAAACAAAAAAAAACUAGCUGCUUAAUUUAAAGCAUGCUCUAAGUAUGAACCAUAGUAUCAUUUCUAAUUUCAUUAACUUUCUCAAUUAUUAUGCUAAGUAUAUUAUGCUGCUAAGAUACCCACAUUUAAAGGGCAGAUUCAGAGACUCCUUUAGAAACUGAGUGUCUUUGUUUAUCUUAUUAUCAGAUAACCAGGCAGCACAGGGCUCUCUAUAGUGGAAUGAUGCUCCUUUUCAAUACUUAGAGCCACUGUACUCAGUUUAGGAGUAACUGAAGGUGUGGAUGCAUGUUAAUGGGAAUCCAAUUUUUACUAUUUUUAUAUUAAUAACAGCAUUCUGUAGAAACAGUCCCUCCUAAAUAAAAACUGUGUGUGACUGCUGUUACUAGUGCUAUUCUAUGCGAAUAUCCUAAUAAUAGGAUUCAGGAAUUCUAAUGAAUUGUUUCUUAAUUAAGGUGAAGAAGUAGACUCCUAAUCAAGAGGAGAACACUGUGAAUGUCUCAUAAUCAAUAGACCUUCAUUCUCUGGUAUAAAAUUUGGAUUUUCAGGAAAAGAUUGAUUAUUUUCAUGAAUAAAUUUUCUUAUACGAAUUCCAUUUUGUUUGGCAUAAAAGACCCUGAAUCUUAAGAUAUUUGUAAAUCAGAAUAUUUAAGAAUGUGAAAUGAAUCCUCAAAUCUAGUUUCCUCCAAAGCACUUCUUAAUGUAGGAAAUAGUUUUUGCAAACCCUAUGUCAGUACUAAUGUCUUUCCUGAGUCAAGCCCAGUAAUACUGUUAGUGAAUGUUUCUUAAACCUUAUUUAAGAAGAGGCAGAGUGGUUUUGAGCAAGCCAGUUAACAUGAUUUGAUGAAGAAAUAAGGAAUUAUGUACAUUUAGACAGAAAAUUAUUUUAUUUUGAAAAUAAUAGGAUUUUGUGCAAUAAUUUUUCUUGCAUAAUUUAGUUCAUAUAAAUAUGUACAUCUGUUUUUCUGGCAGAUGCCUUAAGGUCAUGUUUUUUGGUAUUUGAGUAAAUCUGUAUGUAGCCAUGUUCUCAUUGAUUUUAGAAAAAAUAUAUUCUUUAUAUUGUUGCCAGGAGAAAUGUUUUUGUUUAUUUAAAAUUAUUAUGGAUAUUAUGUUAUUGUAUCAUAACUGCCUCAGCAACAAUAAAUAUGCAAUAAGAAAAUCCUGUACCUUAGAUUAGAUUGACAAUACUGUUACUUUAAAAGAAAUAUAUACGGUACAAAUUGCUGAUUCUACGUGUGUACAUUUUACAGAUACUCAGUUCUGCACCACCUAAAUCAAAAUGGCAUUUGUAUGCUGAUGACCACAUAUGUGGAUUGUAGUAUCCUUUGUGAUGCAUCUUUGAUAAGAUUUAUAAAGGGCAUUGCCAAUACUUUUUGACUGUGUAAAUUAAGUUAAUUUUUUGUAUGAUGUACAGUUUGUUUAACCUUAGAGCUUCUAUAGAUUUCUACUUUUAUUAUACUUGAAUGAGGCAGAAAAGCACUGUGGAAAAUCUGUAGCUCUGGAUGCAACAUGCAAACAUACCAAAAAAUAAUAAUAAAGCAAGGUACUGAAGAGCAAUGUUAACAGAAUGCUUUAUAUCCAGAAUGCUAUGUUUUUUUCAAGCCACAUUUUAGUUGAAUGGAGUAAAGUUAUACAAUAUUUUAUUUUAAAAUGUUGGAAAGUCACAAAUGAUUACCUCUUUGAUAUGAUGAACCUAUAAAUCUAUUCAUCUUUGUUAUUUCAUUUCUCAAAUGUGAGCCUUGUUGAGGUCCAUUAUCAAAUCUAGGCUUUGGUUGAUUAUAUGAUGUUUAGGACAAGGCAGAAUUUAAAAACUGCAUGUUUAGUGCAUCACAUGUCAAGUCACCAUCCUUCCGACAGUGUAACUUCCAUAAGGUUAUUUUGAGAACUAUUUAAUAAUUAUAUUGAAAAACUGGAUUUCUUGAGUCUGUUAUAGUUUGGUACUUAUAGCAGUGCCUAAAACAGCAACAAAUAUGAACUGCAUGAGUCCUACAACUUAAAAAGUCACAGGAGGGGUUGAAAAUAGAAGUUUUUCAAAGUUUAUUUCUCUUGCGUUAGAUGAAGAACUAUUUAAAGGGACUGAAAACCCUGAGCUUUUUCCUUGUCUUGGUAGCAGAUAUCUGUAAAAACCUACCCAGAAUUGUGAUUUACUUCAUUGUUCUUGCAUCCUUGAGGCUACAGUAUAAAUCAUCUCCAAACUUGACUACUAUUGGGAAGAUGUGUAUAAAAGCACCACUUUGGGAAUUUUUAAAAAAUAUGCAAAAAUAAAUAUUGAAUAAAAUCCACAUUACCAUAAAGCACCCAACAAUGCAGUUCUAAAAUAAAAUUGGUCACAAUUAAA